AAUGCUAGAUAUUAGUGAGGAUUCUAUUCAUUGGGUUCUUACCGUUCCAGCUAUUUGGAGCCUAAUAGCAAAACAGUUUAUGCGUGAUGCAGCAGAGCAAGCUGGGAUCGCUUCCAAUCAAUUAUCCCUUGCAUUGGAACCCGAGGUUGCAGCGAUGCACUAUAUACGAAACUCAAAUGUUUCACAGGGAACAGAGGAUGGAGAACCUGUUUUGAAUGAUGGCGACAAAUAUAUCGUCCUUGAUCAAGGGGGUGGAACAACUGAUAUAUCUGUACACGAGGUAGUUGGUAAUAAUUGUGUCAAAGAAAUAUACCAGUCAUGCGGUGGAAACUGGGGUGGAUCGACUGUCAGUGAGGAAAUCUUCAAAUUUAUAUCAAAUUAUUUCGGGCAAAAUGUUAUUAAGUGUUUCGUUGAAAAUAGCGCGACAGAAUAUUUUGAGUUGAUACACAAUAUUGAACUAGUUAAGAAACGAAUAUCUGAUUCCUCAUCAAAGGUUACGAUUCGUCUGCCUGCAAGCCUUUUGCACGCAUAUGAACACGAAAAAUCACUUUCCACAGUUCCCUAUGCAGCACAUGCAAAUUAUCAACAUGUAGAGCUUCUUAGAGAUAAGCUAAGAAUUCCAUAUGAAAUAGCUUGCUCUUUCUACAGACCCUCAAUAAGAAGAGUCACGAACGAACUUGAAUUUCUCCUCUCAAAAGAAGAAUUUUCAGACGUUAAAAUAGUAUUAGCCGUGGGGGGCUUUUCACAGUCAAAUGUUCUGAAAAACGCUAUCACGGAAAAAGUAGGACCUUAUGUUAAAGUCGUCGUUCCUGAGGACCCAGAGGUCGCUGUUCUCAAAGGGGCCGUUCUGUAUGGAUUUCAACCAGAAAUGGUCACUGCAAGAAUUGCAAAGUUUACGUACGGAGUUGCCGUAAAGAAGGUUAGCUUCAAAGACAAAGGAGUACAUUACCAUCGUAUGUUUGUGAAUGCACAAUCAGACGAAUUCGAUAUUCAUGUGAAAAAGGGGCAAAUGUUGAAUUUCGGAGAUUUUUUAGAUGAACAUUUGUACUUUUGUGAAGUGAAUGAACAUAAAGUAUGCUUUCAUUUUUUUUCAACUAAUGACAUUAAUCCAGAUUUUACAACUUCCCAAAAUUGUACUAUGAUAGGAAUUCUUUGUGUCGAUGUUGAACCGUUGGAAUCUAAAGAAAUUUUAUUGUCAGUUAAGAUUAACGCCAGUGAAACCGACUUCCGUGCUUCUGUGACAAACGAUCAAACUGGAAGAGAAUGCAAAGCGGCAUUCAACUUUUACGUAUGAUAAAGACGUCCAGUGUUACGAGUUUGUUAAAUUUUACCUAUGACAAUGAAUUUAUACGCAUACAGAUGAAAUUUACAAUUUAUUUGUUAUAAAUCAUAUCAAAUUACAUUUAUUAUUGUA
This is a messenger RNA of Mytilus californianus (California mussel), 1414 nucleotides long. Its product is annotated as heat shock 70 kDa protein 12A-like. Bases 2 to 1294 code for a protein of 430 amino acids. The record is from RefSeq and is a predicted model, not a curated record. Gene Ontology annotation, molecular function: ATP binding; ATP-dependent protein folding chaperone. The transcript has 3 exons. Lineage: Eukaryota; Metazoa; Mollusca; Bivalvia; Mytilida; Mytilidae.